AAAAAGAAAAAAAGAAAAAACACGUUGAGCAUUUCAAAGACCAGUUUAUAUGGUACAUAGAGACGCGCCGCCAGCCACGAUUUUGUUAAAGACUCACUCCCUUCGUUUCCUUGAGAGUUUGGCGCCGGCAGCUUGCACCGGUCUAAAUCUAAACCAACCAGAGCAUCUGCCUCUGCCUCGCUCUCUCUCUCUCUCUCAAGGAACACCAUAGGACUAAAGCGCGGUCAAGGCAUUUCCUUCCAUCGAUCUCAAGAUCGAGCUGCUGCCCAUUAGAGCAUCAUUUGUCGAAUUAACAGAGUUUAGAUGGCCACCACCGCCGCCUUGCAUUUUUGUGGGCUUAAAACUCUGAGCCCUGGAUCAUCAUCAGAGAGAGCUUUAGCAUUAUGGUCUCAGCCUCAGCGGCUCCGUUUUGCCAAUUCCGUGUCUUCCAGUUGUGGGUUUUAUUGUACAAGUGGAAGAAAUGUUUCUUCUUCGAGUACGAGUAGUAGAGUUUUGCGAGUCAGUUGCGAGGGAGGAAUUGUAGAUGUUCUUGACAAGAAAGAUCAAGGCAACCAAGGUGUUGCCGAAAAUGACAAACAAUUGACGUGUGUCAUGAAGUUUGGUGGAUCUUCAGUGGCCUCCGCCGAGAGAAUGAGGGAGGUUGCUGAUCUUAUACUCAGCUUCCCGCAAGAGAGGCCUGUCAUUGUUCUAUCUGCCAUGGGAAAGACGACUAACAAACUUUUACUGGCAGGAGAAAAGGCUGUCAGUUGCGGUGUUACCAAUGUAUCCACUAUUGACGAGUUGAGCUUCGUCAAAGAAUUGCAUUUCAGGACUGUGGAAGAGCUUGGAGUGGAUGGCUCUAUCAUUUCACCACACCUGGAGGAGCUGGAACAACUUCUUAAGGGAAUCGCUAUGAUGAAAGAGAUGACUCCACGGACAAAAGAUUAUUUGGUUUCAUUUGGGGAGUGCAUGUCCACAAGGCUAUUUGCAGCUUAUUUGAAUAAGAUUGGUGUGAAAGCGCGCCAGUAUGAUGCCUUUGAAAUGGGUAUUAUAACAACAGAUGACUUCACAAAUGCUGACAUUUUAGAGGCUACUUAUCCGGCUGUUGCAAAGAGGUUACAUGGUGAUUGGACAUGUGAUCCCGCUAUUCCAAUUGUCACUGGCUUCUUGGGGAAGGGGUGGAGAUCAUGUGCAGUGACCACGCUGGGUAGAGGUGGUAGUGAUUUGACAGCUACAACCAUUGGUAAAGCACUUGGGUUGCGAGAAAUACAGGUGUGGAAGGAUGUUGAUGGUGUUUUGACAUGUGAUCCUAACAUAUACCCACGUGCAGAACCUGUACCUUAUUUGACAUUUGACGAGGCUGCUGAACUUGCUUAUUUUGGUGCCCAGGUCUUGCAUCCACAGUCUAUGAGACCAGCUAGAGAAGGUGAUAUUCCUGUGAGGGUUAAAAAUUCUUACAACCCCAAAGCUCCAGGUACCGUCAUCACUCAUGCAAGAGAUAUGAGCAAGGCUGUACUGACCAGCAUCGUAUUGAAAAGGAAUGUGACCAUGUUGGAUAUUGUUAGCACUCGCAUGCUUGGUCAAUAUGGUUUUCUUGCUAAGGUAUUUACAACUUUUGAAGAUUUGGGGAUAUCGGUGGAUGUCGUUGCUACCAGUGAAGUCAGUAUUUCUUUGACAUUGGACCCAUCAAAACUUUGGAGCAGAGAGCUUAUUCAGCAGGCAAGCGAACUUGACCAUGUUGUGGAAGAACUGGAGAAAAUUGCUGUUGUCAAUCUUCUUCAGCACCGAUCAAUAAUAUCUCUCAUUGGAAAUGUGCAGAAAUCUUCACUAAUAUUAGAGAAGGCAUUUCGUGUUCUUCGAACAAUUGGAGUCAACGUUCAGAUGAUCUCUCAGGGUGCAUCCAAGGUUAAUAUCUCUUUGGUUGUAAACGACAAUGAAGCAGAACAGUGUGUUAGAGCUCUCCACCAGACAUUCUUUGAGGGUAAUUUUACGGAGGUAGAAUGUGAAUCCACGAAUGGCUCUGCCGCCUCUGCGUAAACAUUAUCGGAGGGACAGUAAUGCAGAUCUAGUUAUUUAAUGGUUGUUGAUCUCCACCAGGCAUUCUUUUGGGCGUAAUUUCACCGAGGUAGAAUGUGAAUCCAUGAACGGCUGUGUCUCAACACCAAUGGAGAUUCAAUUAAUGAUUGUUGUAGUUGCUUAUUUGUAGCUUGCAUAACAUAUAAUUUUCUACUUGAAUUCAUCAGUUUUACCAUUCUUGGGGUUGGGGACAUCUCUGCUCCUCCAGUCUGUCAGAUUAGAAAUGUAAUCUAUAUUUAUUAAUUUAUAUA
Rosa chinensis is the source of this 2306-nucleotide messenger RNA. Its product is annotated as aspartokinase 2, chloroplastic. Gene Ontology annotation, biological process: amino acid biosynthetic process. The coding region runs from base 304 to 2016 and encodes 570 amino acids. The transcript has 14 exons. NCBI's taxonomy places the organism in Eukaryota, Viridiplantae, Streptophyta, Magnoliopsida, Rosales, Rosaceae. The record is from RefSeq and is a predicted model, not a curated record. Gene Ontology annotation, cellular component: chloroplast stroma. Gene Ontology annotation, molecular function: aspartate kinase activity.